AUGUUCUUCCAGCCGUCGGAUGAUAGACGACCCAGUGAUUAUCAACCGUUGGAUAGAGACCACAAGAAUCAGAUGCGACCAACAAGAAGUGGUUUUUAGUCUUUUUAUUCUCUCCGAGUCUCUCUCAAAAUUCCUCAACCUUCCAUCGCGCGAAUCUCUCUCAAAGGGCUUCGUCUUUCUCGCAGAUCGGAGUUUUUGUUUCCGUCGCCGGCUGGGUAAUCUAAGAUAAAAGGAAGAUGUCUGCAACUCAGGAAGAAGACAAGAAGCCCGGAGACCAAGGAGGAGCUCACAUCAAUCUCAAGGUCAAGGGCCAGGAUGGAAAUGAAGUCUUCUUUAGGAUCAAGAGGAGCACUCAGCUGAAGAAGCUGAUGAACGCUUACUGCGACCGUCAAUCUGUGGAUUUCAACUCAAUCGCUUUCUUGUUUGAUGGGCGUCGUCUCCGCGCUGAACAGACUCCAGAUGAGCUUGAGAUGGAAGAUGGAGAUGAGAUCGAUGCAAUGCUCCAUCAGACCGGUGGUGUUACAAAUGGCCUGUGUCUGUUCUGCUUUUAGUGGUCUUUUAUGGUUUCGAUAAGACGGUGUGAUACUUAACAGAGUUCUCGAUAAAGACGGUGUGUUAUUAUUGGAUCCUAUAAUAUUAAUGGGCUUUUUGUUAAUGGGAUUUUCACAACUGAUUAAAGAA
Messenger RNA from Eutrema salsugineum, 681 nucleotides. Its product is annotated as small ubiquitin-related modifier 1. Gene Ontology annotation, molecular function: ubiquitin-like protein ligase binding; protein tag activity. Gene Ontology annotation, biological process: protein sumoylation. Bases 237 to 551 code for a protein of 104 amino acids. Gene Ontology annotation, cellular component: nucleus. The record is from RefSeq and is a predicted model, not a curated record. The transcript has 3 exons. NCBI's taxonomy places the organism in Eukaryota, Viridiplantae, Streptophyta, Magnoliopsida, Brassicales, Brassicaceae.